Molecule: messenger RNA, 1046 nt
Organism: Erythranthe guttata (spotted monkey flower)
Lineage: Eukaryota; Viridiplantae; Streptophyta; Magnoliopsida; Lamiales; Phrymaceae
Source: RefSeq, a predicted model, not a curated record
UCAAAAACCAAUUGGGCACACAUCACAACUCACAACGGUCAGCUCUCUGAAGCUUCUUCUUCAGAGUUCCCAGAGCAGAAUGCUCGAAACCCUUCAUCUAGUUACAGAUCCAAAUGUCAAAAUGAACAUCUCCUUACACCUCACACAAUCCUUCUUCCCCAUUCGCACCAACAGCAAUUCCCAACCACGCGCCGCCGAACCAAAAAUUCUCUGCGCCGCAAACAGAAGAAACCGAUAUGGAAUCGGAAAAUCCGGCAAGCUAAUCCUCGAUUCAGCUUUCAUCAUUGCGUCAAAGCUCAGGCUUUUACCGGAACCUUUAGAAUUGAUUCUGCGGGAAUUUGGGUCCGGAAAUGGCGGCGGGAAUUGGGUCCCGAAUCGGUUCGGGUGGGGCGGGUUCGACGGCUGGAGAAGGAGGAAAAGGAAAACGAAAUUGGGGAUCGUCGGAAUUUUGGUGAUUUUUGGUGCGGUGGGAUUGUGGUUUCUUGCGGGUAAAGAAUUGGGUUUGGAUGGGGAUGCUUUGCUCGGUGGAUUAGGGUUGCUUUUAUUUGGGUUUUCGGCGGAGGGGUGGAGAAGAGGGGUGAAAGAUUGGAUUUUAGGGUUUUGUUGCUGUGCUUUUCUGAUGGGUUUUGCUUUGAAGAAGGACGAAUUGCAGAAAUGGGGUAGGUAUUUUGGAACCCUAAUUAAGAAAGGAAGAAAAAGAAGAAGAAAAAGAAGAGCUUUUUGAGGACUAUUUUGCAAUUUUUUUCCCGGGUUUGGUGUUCAGUAUAUGCAAUCUUCAUCUCUUCUUUUCGUGUUUUUCGUUUAUAUUUCCGGCGGAAGAAUUUUGAUUUUUUUUUAAUUAUUAUGUUUGUUUAUAAAGUUUUGGUGAAGAUCAGUUUGAGCUGGUUAAUGGUUUCUUGAAUUUUGAGCAUGUAUACAAUGUGCAUUUUGUUCUUUAUUCGAGUACACUUAAGGCCUCGUUUCGUUCGUUGGUAGAUAACCGGUGAUUCUUUAAAUAACGAGGUCUUGUUUGAUGUUUGGUUAGUGUGGUGGUUGAAUCUGUAAAA